This is a messenger RNA of Saccoglossus kowalevskii, 3267 nucleotides long. RefSeq names its product MAM and LDL-receptor class A domain-containing protein 1-like. The record is from RefSeq and is a predicted model, not a curated record. Gene Ontology annotation, cellular component: membrane. Lineage: Eukaryota; Metazoa; Hemichordata; Enteropneusta; Harrimaniidae.
AUGUUUACAGUCCAGUCGACUGUAAGCAGCCAGAAAUUUAAAGAGUACGUCAUAACGUGCCCAUCAUCAGGUAUUGAAGGCCAGAGUUGUACAUUUGAAGAUGACAAGUGUGGAUGGACUGAUGCCAGUGACGAUGACUUUGACUGGAUUCGACAACAAAGUAACACUGGGACACCACACACUGGACCAAAUGGAGACCACACAAUUGGAGCAAAUGGUUGGUUUGUUUACAUUGACAAUACAUUAUCCGGUGAAAGAGGUGAGAAAGCCAGGUUCAUCAGUCCUGAUGUAGAUUUCAUGGCUGACCAGCCUAAGUGCCUAAUCUUCUGGUACCACAUGCAUGGUGCCCACAUAGAAAGACUGAAUGUGUACUUGGGUGUCACCAAUGAUUUAGGUGAAGUAUUGUGGACAAGACGAGGCACACAAGGCAAUGAAUGGAAGAAGGCUCAGAUUACUCUGUCUGUGUCGGUCAAUGCCACGGUUAAUGUGAUAUUUGAAGCAAUUCAUGGCAUUGUACAGGGAGAUAUAUCAUUGGAUGACGUCACGCUUGAAGACGGAGAAUGUCUACAAGGUAUUGAAGGCCAGAGUUGUACAUUUGAAGAUGACAAGUGUGGAUGGACUGAUGCCAGUGACGAUGACUUUGACUGGAUUCGACAACAAAGUAACACUGGGACACCACACACUGGACCAAAUGGAGACCACACAAUUGGAGCAAAUGGUUGGUUUGUUUACAUUGAUAAUACAUUAUCCGGUGAAAGAGGUGAGAAAGCCAGGUUCAUCAGUCCUGAUGUAGAUUUCAUGGCUGACCAGCCUAAGUGCCUAAUCUUCUGGUACCACAUGCAUGGUGCCCACAUAGAAAGACUGAAUGUGUACUUGGGUGUCACCAAUGAUUUAGGUGAAGUGUUGUGGACAAGACGGGGCACACAAGGAACUUACCUUUAUUUCGACGCUUCCAAUAUUGAGCAAGGUACGAGUGCUGCUUUUUACAGCGAGCCUUUUCAAAUGAAACAGACAGAGAGUAUGUGUAUCAAUUUCUGGUAUCAUAUGUAUGGAGCUUCAGUUGGUGAACUUAUAUUACAACAAAUAUUAUCGAAUGGUGACGUCAUUGAUUUAUGGACAAUGAGUGGUGACCAAGGCAACAGAUGGUUACCUGGAAGAGUUGAAUACUCCCAGACACAGGAUUACUAUUUGAAUUUCAAUGCUUCGAGGAGCUUUGGACCAUGGGGGGAUAUAUGUAUAGAUGAUAUAGUACUGACUACAGGAACGUGUUUGCGUAUUAUCGAAAGCUGUACAUUUGAAAGCGAUAUAUGUGGAUGGGUGAACGCCAAUAAUGACGACUUUGACUGGAUCCGACAACAAAGCGACACACAGACACCACAUACCGGGCCAACAGGAGACCAUACUAUUGGAGGUGAACUACCUGGUUCAUGUGAUUUUGAGCAUGGCAUCUGUUCUUGGCAGAAUGUUUAUACAGACGAUAUUGAUUGGGUGGAGAAUAAAGGAGGCACUUCAACGGGAGGCACGGGUCCAACCGGUGAUCACACUAUAGGCACAUCCGAAGCAAAUGGUUGGUUUGUUUACAUUGACAAUACUUUGGCCGGCGAAAGAGGUGAUCUAGCCAGGUUCAUCAGUCCUGAUGUAGAUUUCGACGCUAAUCAGCCUAAGUGUUUAACAUUUUGCGGUACAUAUAAUGUGAUUUUUGAAGGAGUUCAUGGCAUUAUACAGGGAGAUAUAGCAUUGGAUGACGUCACGCUUGAAGACGGCAAAUGUCUACAAGAUUAUUGUGACUUUGAAGAUGGUACUGACAUGUGUGGUGGAACACAAGACCAGAGUGAUACUUUAGAUUUCACACUGGCAGGUGGUACAAUAGGUUCUGUACCUGAUCAUACUCUUGGGACGCCAUCAGGUCAUUUUCUCAUAGUGUCAGCAACGGAACAAAAUAAAUAUAAAAAAGCUCGAUUCAUUACACCUACAUUCUAUGCACCAACAACAAAAUGUCUGCAAUUUCAUCACAUGAAAAAUGGAGACCAGAAUUUAGGUGUGCUGAACGUCUAUGCCAAGAUAGGUAGUACGCUUGGUACUGCACUAUGGACUAAAAGUGUUGAAUUAGAGUAUGGAUGGUAUGAAGAACAGGUUUCUAUUGUGGCUACUGAGGAUUUUAAAAUUGUAUUUGAAGUUGUGCGAAGUAGUGGCAAUGAAGGAUUUAUUGGAAUUGAUGACUUUUUCAUCUUUGAUGGUAGUUGUGUUUCUGUCGGUGGAAUUGGUACACUUACAGUACAACAAUUAUUAUCGAAUGGUGACGUCAUUGAUUUGUGGACUAUGAGUGGUAACCAAGGCAACCAGUGGAUGCCUGGGAGAGUUGGAUUUUAUCAAACACAGGAUUAUUAUUUAAUCUUCAAUGCAACAAGAGGCAAUGGUCCAUCUGGUGAUAUCUGUAUUGAUGAUAUUACUAUGACCAGAGGAUACUGUUCACCGUCCCACAGUCCGUUUGACUGUAACUUUGAAGGUGAUUUGUGUGGAUGGAAUCAAACGGCUGACGAUGAAUUAGAUUGGAUAAGAAAUCAAGGUGAUACAGGGUCAUCUCAUACAGGGCCAUCCUGGGACCACACCAGAGGAGUGACUGGAUGGUAUAUAUACCUUGAUAACAAUGCAGACCAGUUCUUUGGGGAUGCAGCGAGACUUGAAAGUCCAGCUGUCGAUUUUGUCGCAAACCAGCCAAAGUGCUUCACCUUCUGGUAUCACAUAUACGGAGCCCAUAUUGGGUCAUUGAGUGUUUAUUUACAAGCUGGUCAAAGACUCAAUCCAAUCUGGGCAAAACGAACAACACUUGGUGACCAAUGGAACCAAGCUAGAGUAAACUUGUUGCUGACAUCUGAUGAGACGCAUAAUGUUGUGUUAGAAGUGACACAAGGUUAUAGAGUCCAUGGAGAUGUUGCUGUGGAUGAUAUUAGUUUGGAAGAUGGAUACUGUGUGCAAGAUUAUUUUGGAUGUGAUUUUGAAGCAAAUACACUGUGUGGUGGUGAAUUUGACCAAACAGCUGAUCUUAACUGGACAUUGACUUCAGCAGAUGAUAGAAAUGGGCCGAUUCAAGAUAAUACCUAUGGUACUAUUGCAGGUCAUUAUCUAUUGGUAUCAGCAUCGUCUACUAACACUGGACGAGUAGCACGGUAUUUCACAGCUAUUACGUCUACUACAACUACAGAUGUUUGCAGUUCUACUAUAUUAGAAGCAGCUAUGACAUUGGUGUUUUCAGUGUUCACACUAUGA